AUGUCUCUCACAAUCAUUGUUGGAAUGUCCACGAUCUUCGGCAUCUCGGAAGCAAUCAAGCAAACCCAAUCCAAAGGUCGAAGAGACGAACAUCGGAGUAGGAAAUGUCACCUCCUAGUCCACUGCUCCAAGUCCUCCCAAUACAGCUCCAUUCUCGAAGGGAGAAGAAUCGUCUUGUCGGGUGAUAAGCUGUAUAUCGACACUGGGACUGAUCUAGAUGUUCCAUUUGGUCAUCCAUUUUCGGGAUACUUUCACCCCUACCCAGAAGCGAAGUACUCGGGCCUCAUAUCAUCUAUCUGUGACGACCCUCCAAUCAUGAAUUGGAUAUAUGUUGACAGAGACACAUUGGAAGUCAAGUUCGGCACCAGACCAUAUGCCGAGCACAACCAUAAUGGCCCAUUUGAUUGCACCAGGCAAGAUCGAAGACUGACAUUUGGAGGCUGGGAAGGGUGGUUGGCUGUCAAGGAAGGUGAAUUUUGGGCAUUGUAUUUUGAUAGGGACAAUGAUAGGUUGGCAUCCAGCGUGAAGGCAGGGACACCAGUGCUAGAAAUCGAGUUGUGGCGGAGGGAGAUUCGA
Mollisia scopiformis is the source of this 576-nucleotide messenger RNA. RefSeq lists its product as uncharacterized. The record is from RefSeq and is a predicted model, not a curated record. Lineage: Eukaryota; Fungi; Ascomycota; Leotiomycetes; Helotiales; Mollisiaceae. The annotation marks the transcript as partial. The transcript has 2 exons.